AUGUCUGUCCAAUUUUUUUCAAAAUUAAGUCAAAAUUACAUUGAAUUAUUGAAAGAUGAUGAAUAUUAUGAUAUUACAAUUGAAGUUGGUGAAGAUCCUAACGUAAAAAUAUUUCUUGGUGAAGAUCCUAACGUAAAAAUAUUUCGUGCUCACAUGAAUAUUUUGUGUUACCGUUCUCCAUAUUUACGACGAAUUUUAGCUUCCAACAAAAAGAACAAUGAUAAUAUAUUAGCUCACGUAAAAUUACCAAAAAUUUCACCAGAAAUAUUUCAAAUUAUUUUAGAGUAUAUUUAUGGUGGUAUUCUUUCAUUGAAUACGCAUGACAUUUCAGAUUCUCUUAAAGUUUUGGCCGCUGCAGAUAAUCUUCACCUUCAAGAACUAGUUGAUUAUUUACAAAAAUAUUUAAUUGAAAAUAAUUCAGAUUGGAUAGAACAACAUUUUGGGUUUACUCAACAAAUUAGUUCACAAUCUAAUAAUUUAUUAGAACUUCAAGAAUUUUGUACAAAUUUUAUGGCUCAAUCACCCGAAAAAAUAUUCAAUUCUUUUGAUUUCACUUCACUUUCUGAAAAAUCUUUAAUUUCACUUAUUAAAAGAGAUGAUUUACAAAUGAAAGAAAUUGAAGUAUGGGAACAUGUAUUAAAAUGGGGUCUUGCACAAAAUCCAAAUCUUAUUCCAGAUCCUAAAACUUGGUCAGUUGAUGAUUUUAAAACGAUGAAAAAUAUCUUACAACACUGUUUGCCUUUAAUUAGAUUUUUUAGUUUAUCUUCUCUAGAAUUCUCGCAAAAAGUUCGUCCAUAUCGUAAACUCCUAGAUGAACAACUAUAUGAAGAAUUAUUAAAUUCUUAUUUGGAACCUGGUAGUGCGUCAAAAUACAACGUUUUAAGUCCAAGAAAAAUUAAGAAUAAUGAAAUUAAAAUUGAUGAUUCCCAAAUUAUUGAUUCAAAAAUUGUUAAUUCUAAUAUUAUUUCAACUGUUUCAAAAUGGGUUGAUAAAGUGGUUAUUAGCAAUGAUAAUUAUGAGGAAUUAUAUUUACCAUAUAAAUUUAAAUUAUUAUUAAGAGGAAGUCGAGAUGGAUUUACUCCUAACAAAUUUCAUGAAUUAUGUGAUGGCAAAGCUAAUACAGUUACAUUUAUUAAAGUAAAAGGAAAUGAAGAAAUUCUUGGUGGAUAUAAUCCUUUGAAAUGGGAAACUACCGGCAAAUGGUGUAAAGCUAAUGAUAGUUUUAUUUUUUCUUUUAAAAAUAAGAAUAUUAAAGAUGCGAUUUUAAGUAAUGUAAAAGAUGCAAGUCGUGCGUUAGAUUAUAGCGGUGUAUGUGGUCCAAGAUUUGGAUGCGAUCUUACCAUAUAUAACAUCAAUAACCCUGCUGCAGCUUUUGAUACAACUUAUUGUAAUAAAAUGUCUUAUGAAAGAAGCAUAAGAGAUACUAGAGAAGCUUUUUCAAUAGAAGAUUAUGAAGAUGAUGAAUAUUAUGAUAUUACAAUUGAAGUUGGUGAAGAUCCUAACGUAAAAAUAUUUCGUGCUCACAUGAAUAUUUUAUGUUACCGCUCUCCAUAUUUACGACGAAUUUUAGCUUCCAAUAAUAACAGGAACAAUAAUACUAAUGAUUUAGUUCAUAUCAGAUUUCCAAAUAUAUCACCGGAAAUUUUUCAAAUUAUUUUAGAAUAUAUUUAUGGUGGUAUUCUUUCAUUAGAUGAAAAUGACACUUCAGACUUUCUUAAAGUUUUAGCUGCGGCAGAUGAACUUAGUCUUCAAGAACUAAUCGAUCAUUUACAAAAAUAUUUAAUUGAAAAUAAAUCUGAAUGGAUAGAACAAAAUUUCGGAUUAACUCAACAAAUUAUUUCACAAUCUAAUAAUUUAUUAGUACUUCAAGAAUAUUGUACAAAUUUAAUGGCUCAGUAUCCUGAAAGAAUAUUUGAAUCAUUCGAUUUCACUUUACUUUCUGAAACAUCUUUAAUUUCGCUUAUUAAAAGAGAUGAUUUACAAAUGAAAGAAAUUGAAGUAUGGGAAUAUGUAAUAAAAUGGGGUCUUGCACAAAAUCCAACUCUCAUUUCAGAUCCUAGAACUUGGUCAGAUGAUGAUUUCAAAACUAUGAAAAAUACUUUACAACAAUGUUUACCUUUAAUUAGAUUUUUUAGUUUAACAUCUGGAAUAAUAACACAGAAAAUUCGACCGUAUCGAAAACUCUUGGACCAACAACUUUAUGAAAAUUUAAUAGAUUCUUAUAUGGAUCCUGAUAGCAAUCCAAUUGAAAAUAUUUUACUUCCUAGAAAAAAUAUUAAAUUUGAUAUCGAUUCGAAAAUCGUUAAUUUAAAUAUUAUUUCAACAGUUUCAAGAUGGAUUGAUGAAGUGGAUGUUAAUUAUGAAUUUUCACAUUUUAGGGAAUUAUAUUUUCCAUACGAAUUUAAAUUAUUAUUAAGAGGAAGUCGAAAUGGAUUUACUCCUAAAAAGUUUCAUGAUUUUUGUGAUGGCAAACCUUAUACUGUUACAUUCAUCAAAGUAAGAGGAACAGAAGAAAUUAUUGGUGGAUACAAUCCUUUAAUAUGGGAAUCUUCACGUGUUUGGGGUGAAACUGAAGAUAGUUUUAUCUUCUCUUUUAAAAAUAGAGAUGCAGUUAUUAGCAGUGUAAAAAAUCCAAAUUAUGCAAUAGAUUAUAGCACUAUAUGUGGACCACAAUUUGGAUAUGAUCUCACAAUAUGCUCAACAGACAAGUUGGUAAAUUAUAGUAAAAUUUUUUGUAAGCAGCAUUUUUAUGAAAAGAAGAUAAGGGAUACCGAAGAUGAAUUUUUAAUAGAGGAUUAUGAAGUAUUUCAACUCAUUUAAUUAGAUAUUGCAUGAGGGUAUUUACAUAGUGGUUAACGAUCACUUCGUGGCGUUACCAAUAUAACGCAGAUCAUGAAAAAAUUUUUUUAUAUUCUUAUUACCAGAAUUAGAAUACUAGUAAUUAAGUUGAUUUGAUAAUUGUGGACACCUGGAAUUAACUGUAAUAUUUAUCAUGUACGCAAUAAAACUUUUGAUGAUUGAUUUAAUAUUGUAUGAUGAUUAGCUAUUGAUGAAAAUAUUGGUUAAAUAAUCCUAUAGGGCGCGUGCGAUAAAUAUGAGUGCCAUAAAUUUAAUUAUUUCUGAAAUGGGUUUAUUUUUUUUAAAUAAAAAUUUUUCC
Rhizophagus irregularis DAOM 181602=DAOM 197198 is the source of this 3157-nucleotide messenger RNA. The record is from RefSeq and is a predicted model, not a curated record. NCBI's taxonomy places the organism in Eukaryota, Fungi, Glomeromycota, Glomeromycetes, Glomerales, Glomeraceae.